Molecule: messenger RNA, 1638 nt
Organism: Purpureocillium lilacinum
Lineage: Eukaryota; Fungi; Ascomycota; Sordariomycetes; Hypocreales; Ophiocordycipitaceae
Biological process (GO): zinc ion transmembrane transport
Cellular component (GO): plasma membrane
Molecular function (GO): zinc ion transmembrane transporter activity
Source: RefSeq, a predicted model, not a curated record
AUGAUCUGCCUCAACAAGGCCGACGAGGGCACCUUCAAGCACCUCUCCUUCAACCAGAGCCCCCCCGCCCUGGCCCCCAGCCACACCACCCGCCAGGACCUCAACGGCAUCGCCAACCUGCGCGAGUUUGUCGCCGGCGGGCAGGACGUCAACGGCGGCGACGCCUCGGCGGUGGGCGCCAACGGGGACAGAGGCGGACCAGACGUGUGGCAUCACGAGCCCUGGCCCGUCGCCGCGGCUCUGGAUGCGAGACGACGGCCCUGGCUGUUCUCGCGUCUCAAGGCGGCCGUUGGUGGUGAAGACCAGCCUCGCCUCCGGGUGUCGUCCUCGGGCCGCCUCGAGCGCCUGUGGAGUUGGACCACCUGGACCCUUUCCGUCCUCUUCUCUGCGUAUCUGCUUUCUUCUCUGCCUCCGUUUCUGAGCUCGCACCAUGGAUCCCCCACCGCCCAUGUUGUGGCAGCCGACGCCGCAGCUGCCAGUGCUCCCGCACGCCUUCGCAAGCGCUCGACGUGCGCGACUGGCGGCGUCGACCCGGCCAAGUACAACCUGCCGCUCCAUGCGGGUGCCAUUGCCAUCAUCCUCUUCGUCUCGACCCUCGGCUGCGCCUUUCCCAUCAUGGCCACCAAGUUCCCCGGUCUGCGCAUCCCGCGGCGCUUCUUCUUCGCCAUCCGUCACUUUGGCACCGGUGUCCUCAUUGCCACGGCCUUUGUCCAUCUGCUGCCCACGGCGUUCCAGUCCCUCGGCAACGACUGCCUAAGCUCGUUUUGGACGGAAGGCUAUCAGCCCAUGCCAGGAGCCAUAGCUUUGGCUGCCAUCUUCCUCAUCACCGUCAUCGAGAUGAUCUUCCACCCGUCCCGCCAUGUGCCGCCGCCUCAGAUCGUUUCGGGCGGUCGGGCCGGUGGCCAGGGCCAAGAGGCCAAGGGCGGCCACCUCUGCUCCAACACGGCCUUGAUGCCUUUCCGGGACAUGGGGCCUCUCCGCGGCCGCUCCUCUAGCAUUGGCCAGGGCCUGUCGCAGCUGGACCAGAUCCACCAGCUGGCUGAGCGGGAUGACGCCGCACAGGUGUCCAAGCAAGAGGACAACACGGCCAUUCAGGACAGCGGUGCCGAGUCGCUGUCAGAGGUGCAAUUGUCGCCCGAGAUGAAGCUCCGAAAGGAGCGUCUCCAGUGCGUCUUGCUCGAGAUGGGCAUCCUCUUCCACAGCGUCUUCAUCGGCAUGGCUCUGAGCGUCUCCGUCGGGACCGACUUUAUCGUCCUCCUCAUCGCCAUCAUCUUCCAUCAGACGUUUGAGGGCUUGGCGCUUGGCUCCCGCAUCGCCACCGUGGAUUGGGGCACCAGGACGUGGGAGCCUUGGUUCAUGGCGCUCCUCUAUGGAUGCACCACGCCGCUCGGCCAGGCGCUUGGCGUGGCGACGCACACGCUGUACAGCCCGGACUCGGAGGUGGGCCUGAUUGUCGUGGGCGUCAUGAAUGCCAUCUCGGCCGGCCUGCUUACCUUUGCGUCCCUGGUCGAGCUGCUGUCCGAGGACUUUUUGAGCGACGAGAGCUGGAGGUAUCUGCGCGGCAAGCAGCGCGUGGGUGCCUGCGUGCUCGUCUUUGCCGGCGCUUUCCUCAUGAGCCUCGUCGGGGCCUGGGCGUAG